GCCUUAAAAUGUCUCCUCCCUCCGGCCGAGUUGAAAGAGUCGGGCUUGCGUCUGAUCCUCUCUUCCUCUUUAUCUUUUUCUUUUUCCCAACUUCACCCGACGCCAGUUUGUCCCGCCGGCAAGUAUGGCCCCUCCUGCGCCUACAAUUGUCCCGUCUGCUAUUUUGACCCCGACGUCGCGAUGGCAACCGCCGUCCUGACUGAAUCGACGCUGAGAACGGAACAGCUACGUCAGUCUCCAGUUGACAGGCCUCGACAUCCCGCCGACUUUGGCAUCGCCAUGCGUCAUUCCGCCAACCCUUGGCGGGUCUCAAAGUCGACUCCGCUUGGCUUCGGCCUGCGAGAAGUCGAUUCGAGCGCCGCCACGAGACCGCUGUCCAUCUGCCAUCCACAGACGGGCCAGUGUCCCUGCCCUCCGGGCUCCCAGGGCUUGGACUGCAGUUCGCCAUGCCCCAGCGACAGAUUCGGUCCGGCCUGUGCUCAGGUGGGCGACAGAAACCUUGUUGCAUUGGGCUCGGGUUCAGGUUCAGAUUCGAGUUCCGGCUCUGCUUUGACUUUGGAUUCGUGUUUGGGUUCGACUUUGGAUUGGAGAUCGGGUUUAUGUUCGAGUUCUGGCUUGGGUUUGACUUCGGAUUCGUGUUUGGGUCCUACUUUGGAUUAG
Protopolystoma xenopodis is the source of this 660-nucleotide messenger RNA. NCBI's taxonomy places the organism in Eukaryota, Metazoa, Platyhelminthes, Monogenea, Polystomatidea, Polystomatidae. The record is from the annotation of a GenBank genome assembly.